Messenger RNA from Anguilla anguilla (European eel), 3221 nucleotides. RefSeq names its product phytanoyl-CoA hydroxylase-interacting protein (gene phyhip). The record is from RefSeq and is a predicted model, not a curated record. The coding region runs from base 339 to 1355 and encodes 338 amino acids. Lineage: Eukaryota; Metazoa; Chordata; Actinopteri; Anguilliformes; Anguillidae. Gene Ontology annotation, molecular function: protein binding. The transcript is spliced from 5 exons. Gene Ontology annotation, cellular component: cytoplasm.
UUCAAAACACAUUCUCUCCCUAUGCUCUCAGCCCGUAGAUCAGAGAGGUGUAUGAGAGAGAGAGAGAGAGAGAGAGAGAGAGAGAGAGAUACUCAUUUUACUUCCUAAUGGUUUUUCCUGAGGGAUCCAUCAUCCACUGCAGAGGAGGCAGCGAGAGUAAGAGAGACAGAGAGAGAGCAAGAGAGAGCAAGAGAGAGAGAGAGGGAGAGAGAGAGCGAGCGAGAGAGAGAGUGAGAGGGGGAAAAAAGAGGUGAAUCCGAAACACUUGGCUUUGCAGUCUUUGAUCCCAUACGUAGACGGAUUCCAUCUCGCUGCUCAGCACCACUGCACAGAGCUGAAUGGCAGACAUGGAUUGCCUCUCCACACCUCAAAAUAUCCAGAUCAGCGAGGUGACCUGCGACUCCUUCCGCAUCGCCUGGGAGAUGGCCCCUGAGGACACAGCGAGGGUGACUCACUACUUCAUUGAUCUGAGUCGCAAGGAGGGAGGGGACCCCAACCGCUUCAAACACAGGGAUGUGCCCACCAAGCUGGUGGCCAAGGCAGUACCCCUGCCCAUGGCUGUGAGGGGGCACUGGUUCCUGAGCCCUAGAACGGAGUACUGCGUGGCUGUCCAGACAGCCAUAAGGCUGCCAGAAGGGGGAGACUACCACAUAUCAGACUGGAGCCAAGUGGUGGAGUUCUGCACCGGUGAUUAUGCUAUGGAGCACCUCCAGCAGCUCUUGGAGAAAGCCCAGGGUGUAUCUGGGAGAAUGCUCAGAUUCUCUAUGUUCUAUCGUAAUCAGCAACCGGAUUACUUCCACUACGUCAGGACGGCUUGUGGGGGACUGAUGCAUCCGGCGCUGAAAGACAACAGCGGGAGUCACGGCUCUCCAAUCAACAGCACCCUACAGGGAAUCUUCUUCAGCUGCAACAUAGAGUUUGACACGGGCCUCCCCCCCAAUGACUCCCCCUACGGCCCCCUGCGCCUCCAAGUCCCCGCUGGAUGCCUGCUCAAUCCAACGACCUGCCUUUAUUUUGCCGACUUCUACUGCAUGUACACUGCCUACCACUACGUUAUCCUGGUGUUGGCCCCUGCUGGCUCGGAGGGGGAUAACUUCUGCCGCAGUCGGCUGCCCCAGCUGGACCUGUCCGCCAAUCCCUUCCUGACCUACACCCCCCCACAGAGGGAGGGGGAGGAACCUGUCUUCUGCCACGCCCACGACGUCAUCCUGGAAGUGUUCUUCACCGAGCCCCUACACCUGGAGCAAGGCACACUAGUAGAGAUCAGCGGUCACCACCAGCUGAUGAGCCAGUCCACAGCUAAUGCCAAAAAGGAUCCCAGCUGCAAGAUCUGCAAUAUCAGCGUGGGUCGCUAAGGUGGGCAGGAACUCAAGCUUCGGACUAAUCCUGAUUGACGGAGAUCAGGUAUGCGGGAUACCCCACCUGCUUGACUGUGUGCAUGCUCUUCACGACACUUGGAGGAAAAGACCAACCGUGAAAAUUGCCCCUUAUCUCAGCAGAUGACACACCACUGGCAGAGUUUACCAAGGGUUGCAUUUCCCCUCUACAUUUUAUGAAUCGAACCUCCUCAUAAUAGAAAGAUAUCCCUUAUGUUGACAACAUGUUAAUAAAACUGAAGGAGCAGAUGAGGGUAAGAUUGUACUUGGUUAAGAGAAAGCCAUUCUGUAUGUACUACAUUGCUAAGUCUUACAUUUUAGGUUGCUACAAGUAUUCCAUCCAGCUGACAUCAGUUCCGUUUCUAAUGUGUUAUAUAUUCCUUGGGUUAGUCAUAAAACUAUUUUAAUAUCACAAAACUAAAAAAAAAAAAAAAAAAAAAAUCAUUAAACAUCAAACCACGAGAGCCAAUCCAAAAUCAUGACUAGAAGUUUACCACCGCUAAGGAAAUGUGUAAUAUGUAAUACAAUGAAAACCAACAGAGAAAACAGGCUAUUUCUUGCAUUUCCUAACUAGCAACAGUACUUACCUCAGUGCUGGGAAUCCAGGCCAGCAAAUCUGAGGUGGGAAAUAUGAUGCUGCAUUUGUUGAAGAGCUGGAUUCUGACAUUUGUUAAGCUGACCGUUAAACUCGACUUGACUCUUCAAUCACGUCACGCAGAGGCUUGUCUAAUCUUUGGUGAUUGAAUUCUGGUUAGAUAUCCAGAUUGCUCCCGUCAACUUGGGACUGUGCAAUGUCAGAAAAUACAUGCUCCAUUGCUCACAUAUGGUCCUGGAAGCACAGUGUGUAUUUUCGUGCUGAAUCAACUACAUCACAGUUAUUCAGGUUUGAUUCAGCAAUGAAAUUAAAUACUGACCUUUAACUGACAAUACACAAAUUACAGAAACGUGAAAUAAAGAAAUAUGCAUUUGUGCUGAUAAAAAAAGAUAAAAUGCGGUUUAUCCAAAAUGAUUUUUUACCAUCUAGAUAUUUUAUAAGCAAAAGGCUGUCUCAGUUAAGACCGACUACUAUUUCAUUGUACUUCAAGGCCCCAUUAAACACAAAAUACCAUUAAUCAAUAAAUCCUAAUAAGCUUCCUGAGAUACUGACUUAAUUAUAUUGUUAAUGACUUUACAUAAACUUCUGAAGCACCUGUACUUGAACAAACACGUUCAAAAUCUAUAUCCAUGGCAAUGAACAAACAGCAGGUACCUCAAUGUCGAAUCCAGAUCAACAAUUUAUCAACAACUAAAUAAAGCCACAUCAUUUGAAAAUGAAAACCCCAUAUAAUAACACAUAGCGGUGUUAUGAUACAAUAGUGAUAACAUAUCACACAACAAAAGUCUCAUUAUUUUCUCACUUUUACUUUAUGUUCUAGAUCAGCCUUCUCUGUGUAUCCCUCAAUGCAAACCACCAUUUCCUUAUCAUAUUGGAAUUACAGCUGAUAUAUCCAACUUACCCCUUAAUACUUAGGAAGCACAAAUGAUAAGUGAAUGAAACUAUACACUUGAAUGCAGUUUAAAGCUUCAAACGACAUAUCAUUGAAUGGAAUGUGAAAGGGUGAGGAGGCCAUGUACCUGUUGCAUAUAAUGUGAUUUAUAGCGUCUUAUGUAUCCCUAAAUGUGUGUUUUUACUGUCCCAAGUAUUGUGUAAAAUGACCAACAAACCAUGGAAUAGUCACUGACUAUAUACAUAGUGAAAAUAGUUUCCAUUCUUGCAAUUCCUGUACUAUAUGUGUACACAAUUCAUGUGUCUAAAUGUGUUUCUGGCGAUUAAAUCUGCACCAAGAGGGUUGAUUUUGAAACAAA